Eublepharis macularius is the source of this 876-nucleotide messenger RNA. RefSeq names its product ribosomal protein L6 (gene RPL6). Gene Ontology annotation, biological process: translation. Lineage: Eukaryota; Metazoa; Chordata; Lepidosauria; Squamata; Eublepharidae. Bases 56 to 835 code for a protein of 259 amino acids. The record is from RefSeq and is a predicted model, not a curated record. Gene Ontology annotation, cellular component: ribosome. Gene Ontology annotation, molecular function: structural constituent of ribosome. The transcript has 7 exons.
CGUUCCUCUUUAGCGCCGAGUUCCCGGAUAUUGCUUCCUUUUCCCUUUUCGGAAGAUGGCGGACGAGAAAAAGGCAAAGAGGGUUCGGAAAACCCAUACCAGCCGCAACCCCGUGCUGGCCCGGGGGAUUGGGAGGUAUUCCCGGUCGGCCAUGUAUGCCAGAAAGGCCAUGUAUAAGCGCAAAUACAAGGCUCCAGAAACAAAGAUAGAAAAGAAAAAGAGAGAGAAGGAGCCGGCCACUAUCACGAAACCUGUUGGUGGGGAUAAGAAUGGAGGCAACAGGGUGGUCAGACUUCGCAAAAUGCCCAGAUACUACCCAACAGAAGAUGUCCCACGUAAGCUGCUGAGUCACGGCAAAAAGAAUUUUGCCCAGCACAAGAGGAAGCUGCGGGCUUCAAUCACCCCGGGAACGGUCCUGAUCCUUCUCACCGGCCGCCAUCGAGGCAAGCGUGUGGUCUUCCUGAAGCAGCUGGGAAGCGGUCUGUUGCUGGUGACCGGGCCCUUGGCCAUCAACCGUGUGCCUCUGCGUAGGGCUCAUCAGAAAUUUGUCAUUGCCACCUCUACCAAGGUUGAUAUUUCUGGCGUGAAAAUUCCCAAGCACCUCAGCGACGUUUAUUUCAAAAAGAAGAGACUGCGCAAACCCAAGCACCAGGAGGGUGAAAUCUUUGACACGGAGAAAGAGAAAUACGAGGUAACGGAGCGUCGCAAGGCUGACCAGAAGGCUGUGGACUCCCAGCUCCUCCCCACCAUCAAGAAGACACCGCAGCUGCGUGGCUAUCUGCGGUCCACAUUUUCCCUCUCCAAUGGUGUAUAUCCUCACAAAUUAGUCUUCUAAGUAAGCGUGGAGACGUCAUAGUAAAGCUGGUGGAAAAAACA